Molecule: messenger RNA, 6698 nt
Organism: Budorcas taxicolor (takin)
Lineage: Eukaryota; Metazoa; Chordata; Mammalia; Artiodactyla; Bovidae
Gene: USP54
Product: ubiquitin specific peptidase 54
Exons: 23
Coding region: 829-5955 (1708 amino acids)
Biological process (GO): protein deubiquitination
Molecular function (GO): cysteine-type deubiquitinase activity
Source: RefSeq, a predicted model, not a curated record
GCUUGUGCCAUUCAGUGCCACUGUUCUCCCGGCAGAAAUGAGUCAAGUCAGUGCAGUCAGUGGCUUUUGAGAGCCAUCAUGCUUUCAUUAUUGUUUGUGCUGAAAUAAUUUGGGUAAUGCUCUCUGGCACAGCUGGCUAGUCUGGUCACGGAGGAAAAGAGAGGAGAUUUUCUGAAGUGGUGGAUGGAAUAAUAGAAGAUGUUUGGGACAUACUAAAGAACAGCAGCAGAGCAACAACAGCAGAAACUCCAUGUAUUUCAGACAAACUUCUUAGCUUUCUGAAAUCUAUGUCAAUUGCUUAGAACUUGGGUUUUUACUUCAGAGGAUGAUGGGACAAUGGGACAGGGCAGUAGAAGGCGAGGAGAGUUGUGCUGGAUUCUUGGUUGUCUGUCUGCCUCUCCUUCCAGUUGGGAAAAUCUUCAAUCUGCAGGAAGCAUUAUAAACAAGCCUAAAGAACACACUCUACCCUGAUCCUGAAUUCUGUUGGAGUUAAGGAUUACAGCCGCUUCACCAGGAUUUUAUGGCGGCAGUUCAAGAAAAAUAGAAGGAAGCAAUACUUAAGGAUUUCUCUGUUUGAAUUUGUCCUGUGCCAUGUUAAAUUUUAGGCAUUGUUUGGAACAAGUUGAGGACAGCUCUGGCUUGUGGAUCUAAGGAUGCCUGAGUUUCUUGAGCUACCUAUAUGAUGUUUGAAAGAUUGUAAAUUCAAAGUCCUUCAACAUAAAUUUGUUAAAUUCUGGAUUCUCUUUAUAUUAAGGACUUCAACAAAGACUAAGGACUCCCCCAAAGAUACAAAAUAUUCUCUUGUUUUCAGGCUAAAUGUGAACAGUAAUGUCUUGGAAGAGAAAUUAUUUUUCAGGGGGCCGUGGUAGUGUCCAGGGGAUGUUUGCGCCUCGAAGCUCAACCUCUAUAGCUCCCAGCAAAGGCCUCAGCAAUGAGCCAGGACAAAACAGCUGCUUUCUCAACAGUGCGUUGCAGGUUUUAUGGCACCUGGACAUCUUCCGACGUAGCUUUAGGCAGCUUACAACUCACAAAUGCAUGGGAGAUUCCUGCAUCUUUUGUGCUCUCAAGGGAAUCUUUAACCAGUUUCAGUGCAGUAGUGAAAAAGUGCUUCCAUCUGACACUCUCCGCAGUGCCCUGGCAAAGACUUUUCAGGAUGAACAGCGUUUCCAGCUGGGAAUUAUGGAUGAUGCCGCGGAGUGCUUUGAAAACCUCCUGAUGAGAAUUCACUUCCACAUUGCUGAUGAAACCAAAGAGGACAUAUGUACUGCCCAGCACUGCAUCUCCCACCAGAAGUUUGCGAUGACACUGUUCGAGCAGUGUGUAUGUACCAGCUGUGGCGCCACUUCUGACCCGCUGCCUUUCAUCCAGAUGGUGCAUUAUAUCUCCACUACUUCCCUUUGCUAUAACUCUGUACAACUCCUCAAAUCAUCGCCCUUCAACUUCCCAUCUCAAAGCAAUCAGGCUAUUUGUAUGCUGGAAAGACGAGAAAAACCCUCACCAAGCAUGUUUGGUGAGCUGCUGCAGAAUGCCAGCACCAUGGGGGAUCUGCGGAACUGCCCGAGCAACUGUGGAGAAAGGAUUCGGAUUCGCCGUGUGUUGAUGAACGCACCACAGAUUAUCACAAUUGGGCUGGUAUGGGACUCGGACCACUCAGACUUGGCAGAGGAUGUCAUUCACAGCCUGGGUACCUGCCUUAAGCUGGGUGAUCUGUUUUUCAGAGUGACAGAUGACCGGGCCAAGCAGUCUGAACUGUACUUAGUAGGAAUGAUCUGUUACUACGGCAAACAUUACUCUACAUUCUUUUUCCAAACAAAAAUCCGCAAAUGGAUGUAUUUUGAUGAUGCUCAUGUCAAGGAGAUUGGGCCCAAGUGGAAGGAUGUGGUGACCAAAUGCAUCAAGGGGCAUUAUCAGCCUUUGCUGCUGCUUUAUGCGGAUCCCCAGGGUACCCCAGUGUCCACCCAGGACCUGCCCCCCCAAGUUGGGUUCCAGUCAUACAGCAGGACAUGCUACGAUAGUGAAGAUUCAGGGAGGGAGCCCUCCAUCUCAAGUGACACUCGAACAGAUUCCUCAACGGAGAGCUAUCCCUACAAACACUUCCACCAUGAGUCUGUGGUCAGUCACUUCUCUUCUGAUUCUCAGGGGACAGUCAUCUAUAAUGUGGAGACUGAUUCCACGUCUCAGAGCAGUCGGGACACAGGACACCUGACUGACAGUGAAUGUAAUCAGAAACUCCCAUCCAAGAAAGGGUCAUUGAUAGAGCGCAAGAGGAGCUCUGGCCGGGUCAGGAGGAAAGGCGAUGAGCCUCAGGCCUCAGGGUACCACAGUGAAGGAGAAACACUGAAAGAGAAGCAGGCUCCUAGGAAUGCCUCCAAAUCAUCCAGCAGCACCAACAGGCUAAGGGAUUUUAAAGAGACAGUCAGCAAUAUGCUCCAUAGCAGACCAUCCCUGGCUUCUCAGACCACCCUAGGACCUCCUUGUGCAGGGAAGGGAGGAGAACAGACCGACAAAAAACCUCCUCGGAGCCUGCCUUUACACUCUCGUGACUGGGAAGUAGAGAGUACCAGCAGCGAGUCAAAAUCCAGUUCUUCUAGCAAAUACCGUCCAACAUGGAGACCCAAACGAGAGUCUCUGAAUAUUGACAGUAUCUUUAGUAAGGACAAAAGGAAGCACAGUGGCUAUACCCAACUUAGCCCGUUUUCUGAAGAUUCAGCGAAAGAAUUUACACCAGAUGAGUCAAGCAAGCCACCUGCCUGUGACGUUAAAACUGGUGGACCAAGCCCCCAGUACAAGAUCUGGGGCCCAGCACGGCCAGGCUGUCACUUUUUAGAGCAACACCCUCGCCUAAUCCAGCGAAUGGAAUCUGGCUAUGAGAGCAGUGAGAGGAACAGCAGCAGCCCUGGCAGCCUGGAUGCAGCCCUGCCUGAGAGCUCAAGUGUCUGCAGGGAUCCAGGUGCUAAGAGGUCAGCAGGGUUGGCCCCUUCCUGGCGUCACAUCCCUAAGUCUCAUAGUAGCAGCAUCCUGGAGGCAGACUCCACUGUGUCCAGGAGUGGCUGGAUGAAGAACCAGCCCCUUUCAGGUGGGGAGAUAUCUUCCAAAACUGAACUGGAUGAAUUGCAGGAAGAAGUGGCCAGAAGGGCACAGGAACAGGAACUUCGAAGGAAACGAGAGAAGGAAUUAGAGGCAGCUAAAGGGUUUAACCCUCAUCCCAGCCGCUUCAUGGACUUGGAUGAACUGCAGAAUCAGGGGAGGAGUGACGGCUUUGAGAGGUCCCUGCAAGAGGCAGAUUCAGUGUUUGAAGAGUCGCUGCAUCUGGAGCAGAAGGGAGACUGUGCUGCCGCUUUGGCUCUCUGUAACGAAGCUAUCUCUAAACUAAGACUUGCCCUGCAUGGUGCCAGCUCUAGCACGCACAGCAGAGCCCUAGUCGAUAAGAAGUUGCAAAUCAGUAUUCGAAAAGCACGGAGCCUGCAGGAUCGCAUGCAGCAGCAGCAAUCAUCUCAGCCGCCGUCGCAGCCCUCAACCUGCCUCCCCUCACAGGGAGGAGCCCUCCCUCAGCCAACAAGUGAACAGCCUAUCCCGCUCCAAGUAUUGUUAAGCCAGGAGGCCCAUCUGGAACCCUACACGAAUACAGAGUUUGGGGCCAGUACUUUCAUUUACUCACCUGCUUCCUGCCAUGAGCCACACUCGCCAUUAUUCCCAGAGUCAUCCGCCCUGUCUGCUCCACAGCACAAUUCCCCCAGUGGGUCUGCCUCGAACCUUCUUACUUCUGUGGAGGUGGACAGUAUUGACCCCUCUGUGUUCCACAGGCAGGGCUUACCUAAAAUACCAGGGAGAACUGAGAAGAAUUCUCAUCAUGGUUGGGAAUCAGAGGAUGAGCUGCAAAGCUGCAGGGGUGACAAUAGCAGCGGGACCCGGUUCCCCCAACAAGAAGGAAGAGACACCGAUCCAGAACAGCUAUUCCAAGAACAGAGGGAUCCUGCUGACUUAUCCCAGGUGAUGCCUUGGCCGCAGCCAAAUGGAAUAAUAGCCACCUCUGAGAGAGGAGAUGUACACAGUCUAGGCUGUGGUCCUUCAAAUUCAGCAGCUCAGCCUAGCCUUUCUCUGUACAGGGCCUGCCACCCCGUAAAACCUGCUCCUUCCUCAUCUGUGCUUCACUCUUCUAAUACUGUACAGAAAACUAACCAAUGCCUCCAAACCCCAAACCUCAAAACUCCAUUGACUUCAAAUAUGGACCGAGGCAGCGAGGAGCCCUCUAUGCCAGAGUUUCCUACCACCAAGGGGCUUGUCCGCUCUUUGGCAGAGCAGUUCCAGAGGAUGCAUGGAGCCUCCACCAGGGAUGGAACAGGUGCCCAGGAUAGAAGUUUGCCAAAUAGUCUAAGGAAGGACUCUCCACCUUCCGACUGUAAGCCUCCUUUCCCACAGGGUCAAGGGAAAGGCCACUGGUCUUGGGCAAAACAACAACCCUGUUUGGAUAGUAGGAACAAACUGCCUUCCUGGGAAGAGCCUGCUAAUCAUCCUCCUCUUGCCAUGAACUCUGGGCCGCCUAACGGUGAAGCUUCUAGGGGAGGACAGCCCAGAUUGGUAGAGUCAGGUAUUUACCACGGGAAACCGUCUCAAGUGAGAGAUGGUGGGCCUAAGGAGCUGGGCAGCAGUGUCGACUCGGGGACUUCCUUGCCUUUGGAUUCUUGGGUGAAUGUCACAAGGCUCUGUGAUUCUCAGCUUACACAUGGGGUCCCUGGGCCAGGAAUGAAGUCCUCCCCUCAUGAUUCCCUUACCUGUGUAACCUAUCCAGAAAGAAAGCACAUCAUUUUGCAUCCACAUUGGAACCAGGACACAGAGCAGGAGACCUCAGAAUUGGAGUCUCUCUACCAAGCCAGUCUUCAGGUUUCUCAAUCUGGCUAUUCUGGAUGUGGGCAGCAGGAAGUAGCCUGGAACCCACUGAGCCAAACAGGCUCUGCAGAUGGUGUAGGGAGGAGGUUGCACUCAGCCCCUGGCCUUGGUCUCUCAAAGACCCCAACAGCAGAAAUGGAGCACAGUCUCCAUGAAGCCAACGCAGUAUCUGCUUCUCAGGCCGCACCUUGCCAAGGCCCCAGCAGGGAGUGUGGGGAGGAUGAUCAGUAUGGUGCAGAGAACUUUCGGCGCAUCUCACGCAGUCUCAGUGGCACCGUUGUCUCAGAGAGGGAGGAGGUCCCAGUCUCUUCCCACAGUUUUGAUUCAUCAAGCGUGAGGAAAAAGCCUUUGGAAACCCGGCAUCGUUGUUCCAGCUCCUCUUCCCUCCCUGUCAUCCAUGACCCUCCUGUAUUUCUCCUUGGUCCCCAACUCUACCCACCCCAACCACAGUUCCUGUCCCCAGAUGUCUUGAUGCCCAGCAUGGCAGGGGAGCCCCAUAGACCCCCAGGAACUUCGAGGAGUGUCCAGCAGUUUCUGGCUAUGUGUGACAGGGGUGAAACUUGCGAAGGGGUCAAGUACACAGGAAGGACUUUGAACUACCGGAGUCUCCCCCAUCGUUCCAGAACAGAUGCCUCCCGGGGACCAUGGUCAGAGGCCAACCAGCAUAUUGGGGCCAGAUUCCUGACUACUCCAGGGUGCAAGCCUCAGCUAACCCACACUGCCACACUACCAGAAAGACACCAGGACCUUCAGGUUCCUCAUGCUCAGUCCUGGGGGGAUCUUUUCCAUUCACCCUCCCACCCUCCUGUUGUUCACCCUGUGUCGCCACCACCAAGCAGUCUUUGUGUACCCCUGAGGUCAGCUUGGAAUUCAGGUCCUGUUCCAGGGUUUCGAGCCCCUGGUCCUCGAAGAGUAGAUAUGCCCCCAGAUGAUGACUGGAGGCAAAGCAGUUAUGCCCUGCCGUCUAGGCACAGGAGGACAGGGAGAGAGGAGUUUCUGUUUGUCCUAGCAGAUGCCCCUGGCAGAGAACAGGUCAGGGCUAGAACCCUGCAGCAGAGCAGGUGGUAAGGGUUACCCGUUUCCUCUCCUGGAGCCACAGCUUUCUCUGUUAAACUGUACUGCAGCAGAGUUGGCACCCUGCAUCCCUGCCAAGGUUGUGCAAGUCUUAUCUCAAUACAGAGUUGGCAAUUUCUCCCAGGGGUGCCAGGAACCCCUAAGGAGACCUGGCUCUUUGAGGGAAUAUUUGAAACUUCAAUUUCCAUUCACCUAGCAAAAGGAAGCAGCUGCUGUUUAGGGUUUUAUUUGAUCCACUUUAAAGGUGAAUCCAUGUUACUCUGGACGCUAGCCAUUCCUUAGGAUCUUAGGGUCACCAUUUUAUUCUUGAAUACUCUAAGCCCUCAUAUUCUGUUCCCUGUUAUAUUACCAACUUCUAUGCUUUGUUUUAUCCACCUAUCCCUAUUAUCCGACCUUCUGUCUUCUCCAUCCCUCAUCCUUGGAGGGACAUGUAGCCCUGUAUUCUUGGUCCUGACCACAUCAUUCAGGCUAGCCCACCUGCCCAGACUGUCAGCCUUCCCUCAGCCCCCAAACCUUAGGCCUAGAAUGUGGGACUACCAACAUAACAUUUACUCUUCGGAACAAAUGGGAGUCAGGCACACUAACAUACUCUCCUGUCCUCAGCAGCACAGCCAUUACUGCCACUUGCUCAGUCGCCGCUGUAAACCCUCAGAGUCAGCUGAACUAUUUUAGGGCCAAACAUACUGUUUUUUGUAAAGUAUUUUUCAUUAAUAAAUCUAUAAGAUAGUUCUAUUUAA